AUGUCAUCAGAAAGUGCAGUUAGUUUUCUACUCAACAAGAUUUAUCCUUUUUUCGCAAAUGGAGUUCAAAUCUGGAGAGGGGUUAGAGAAGAACUUAUUUACUUAAAAGGGGAAUUGGAGCGCAUGAGAGCCCUACUGAAGAAUGCAGACGCAAUUGAAGAAAGUGAUGAAGAACUCAAAGUAUGGGUUAAGCAGAUACGAGAUGUUGCUCAUGAUGCAGAAGAUGUUAUAGAUGAAUUCACACUCCUCCAAACAUAUCACAAUCAUGGGCACUCACUAUAUUGCGCUUUAGACUUGCUUUCUUGCUGUGUUAAGAACCUGAAAGCUCAUUAUCGGGUUGCUAAGGAGUUACAGACCAUCAACAUCCGAAUCAAAGAGAUCUUUCUAGUGCAUAAAAGACUUCUCCCAAAACUCAAUUCUGCUGCAAAUGGCUCCAUCUUUACCAAUUCAGGUAGAAGCACAUGGCAUGAUCGGCGAGAGGAUGCUCUACUUUUAGACAAUACCGAUGUUGUGGGCAUAGACGAGCCUAAAGACCUACUGGUCAGCUGGCUGGUCAACGGUGACUCUGGACGUGAAGUAGUUUCAGUGACCGGAAUGGGUGGUAUGGGGAAAACUACCUUGGUGAAGAAAGUCUACGAUGAUGUAGAAGUGAAGAAACGUUUCAAACCCCGUGCCUGGAUCACAGUUUCUCAGUCUUUUGAAGCACAGGAUCUCCUUAAAGACAUCAUUCGAAAACUCUAUUCAGAAAUUGGGAGGCAAGUUCCAGAAGGGGUAGAUGGCAUGAGUAGCCAUAAACUGAAGGUGAGAAUAAAGAACUUGCUGCAAAAAAGGAGGUAUCUGAUUGUUCUUGAUGAUGUAUGGCGCAUCAAUGAAUGGGAGACUGUCAAAUAUGCUUUUCCUAACGGAAAGCUUGGCAGCAGAGUCAUGAUCACCACACGUAACUCUGAUGUGGCAUCCACCUCUUGCUCAGAAUCCGGAGGUCAUGUCCAUGAGGUGAGACCCUUGCCUGAAAAGGAGUCUUGGAGUCUGUUCAGUAGGAAGGCGUUUCAGAGGAAGUCAUGCCCUUCUUAUUUGGAAUCAUUCUGUGAAGAUAUUCUGAAAAAGUGUGAGGGUUUGCCCCUUGCAAUCGUGGCAAUAAGUGGUGUUUUGGCUACAAAAGACGAGCGCAGAAUAGAUGAGUGGGAUGCUAUUUGCCGUAGUCUGGGAGCUGAAAUCCAUGGCAAUGAUAAACUUGAGGAUUUGAAGAAAGUCCUUUCUCUCAGUUUUAAUGAUCUGCCCUAUAAUCUGAAGGCAUGCUUUUUGUGCUUGAGCGUCUUUCCGGAGGGCCAUCUGAUUAAGAGUAUGAAAAUCAUUCGCUUAUGGAUAGCAGAAAGAUUUGUUGAAGCUAUAGAAGGUAGAACACUGGAGGAAGUAGCUGAGGACUACCUCAAGGAGCUCUUGAACAGAAAUUUGAUGCUAGUAGGAAGCACAACAAGUGAUGGGAGGGUCAAAACUUAUCGCGUUCAUGGCCUUUUGCGAGAGAUUAUUGUCUCAAAAUCAAGGGAUCAAAACUUUGCAGCCAUAGUGAAGGAGCACAACACAAUCUGGCCUGAUAGAGUUCGACGCCUGUCAAUACAAAAUGUAUUGCAAACUGUACAACAAAGCAGGUCAUUUCCUCAACUUCGUUCCUUGUUUAUGUUUGGGGCCGUUUCAAGGUCAUCAAUGCGCAAAUAUCUUUCCAAUGGCUUUAGGUUGCUUAAGGUGUUAGAUAUUGAAGCUGCACCGAUAAAGACAUUUCCAAGAGAGAUCAUGGAUCUCUUUUAUUUGAGUUAUCUAAGCUUGAGGAAGACUCAGGUGAAAGUCAUUCCCAGAAGCAUAGGGAAUCUGCAGAACCUGGAGACAUUGGAUCUUAAACAUACUUAUGUCUCUGAGUUGCCUGUUGAGAUACUAAAGCUCCAAAAACUUCGCCACCUCCUGGUUUAUCAUCUUAAGAUUGAAUCUUAUGCACACUUCUAUUCCAAGUUUGGCUUUGAGGUCCUCUCAAGUAUAGGAGAUUUGCAGUCCCUGCAAAAGCUCUGUUUUAUUGAGGCAAAUCAAGGUUGUGGAAUGACAAUCAGGGACUUAGCUAAGCUCAAGCAACUUAGGAGGUUGGGAAUCAUAAAAUUGAGAAAAGAAGAUGGAUUGGCUUUGUGCUUGUCGCUUGAAAGUUUGACCAAGCUGCGUUCAUUUUCUGUAAAUUCUGCGGGAGAGAAUGAGAUAAUUGAUCUCCAACACCUGUCUUCCCCUCCUCAGUUUCUUGAACGACUAUACCUGACAGGUCGUUUGGAAGAGUUACCAAGUUGGAUACCUUCACUACAUAGCUUGGUGAAGUUAUUUUUGAAGUGGAGUCAGUUAAAGGAUGACCCCAUGGUCCUUCUUCAAGAUUUGCCCAAUCUUGUUCAUCUUGAAUUGCUUCAGACUUGUGAUAAUGACAUAUUGUCAUUUAAGGGUGGAGGAUUUAAAAAGCUUCAGGUUUUGGGUCUUGACAAAUUUGACAAGCUCAGUUGCGUGAAGGUGGAGAAGGGAGCAAUGCCAUGCCUUGAAAGGCUGACAAUCCAACGAUGCAAGUUGUUGAAGAGGGUACCAUCAGGAGUUCAAAACCUUGCCAAACUGAAAUCACUUCAGUUCUUUGACAUGCCAUAUGAAUUAAUCUCAAAACUGCUGCCAGAUGGAGAAGGUGAGGAUUAUGAAGAUGUUGCACAUAUCCCGGAAGUUUAUUCAGCCUACUGGAGAGAUGGUGGUUGGGAUGUCUACCCAAUAGACAGUUUCAAGGAGAUAAAAAAUAGUCCCUCAUCAGCUGGUACUGUUAGGAGAAGCCAUGAACUUCGUCCUCUUUGGAAGGUAUAG
Fragaria vesca subsp. vesca is the source of this 2865-nucleotide messenger RNA. RefSeq names its product disease resistance protein RPM1-like. Gene Ontology annotation, molecular function: ADP binding. The transcript has 2 exons. The record is from RefSeq and is a predicted model, not a curated record. Gene Ontology annotation, biological process: defense response to other organism. NCBI's taxonomy places the organism in Eukaryota, Viridiplantae, Streptophyta, Magnoliopsida, Rosales, Rosaceae. Bases 1 to 2865 code for a protein of 954 amino acids.